Messenger RNA from Staurois parvus, 318 nucleotides. The record is from the annotation of a GenBank genome assembly. NCBI's taxonomy places the organism in Eukaryota, Metazoa, Chordata, Amphibia, Anura, Ranidae.
GCCACCUAUCAAUGCCAGUCAGUGCCACCUAUCAGUGCUGCCAAUCAGUGCCAGUCAGUGCUGCCUAUCAGUGCCAGUCAUUGCUGCCUAUCAUUGUGCAUCAGUGCCGCCUAUCAGUGCCCUUUAGUGCCACCUAACAGUGCUAUCAGUGCCACCUAUCAGUGCCGCCUAUCAGUGCCAUAUAUGAGUGCUGCCUUUCAGUGCCCAUCAGUGAUGCCUGUCAAUGCCCAUCAGUGCCACCUACCAGUGCUUCCUCAUCAGUGCCCAUCAGUGUCCAUCAGUGCAGCCUAUCCGUGCCCAUCAGUGCAGCCUCAGUAG